This is a messenger RNA of Lindgomyces ingoldianus, 1065 nucleotides long. Its product is annotated as alpha/beta-hydrolase. Bases 1 to 1065 code for a protein of 354 amino acids. NCBI's taxonomy places the organism in Eukaryota, Fungi, Ascomycota, Dothideomycetes, Pleosporales, Lindgomycetaceae. The record is from RefSeq and is a predicted model, not a curated record. The transcript has 4 exons.
AUGGCGUCUAGGAGCUACUUCUACGUUGGGGGCCGAUAUGAAGAUUCGGUGAGCUCAAAGUGUAGCUACUCUGGAAGGGUGAUGACCGGGCAGAUGUAUGUGGAGAAAAUAGUCCCACAGUCUGGUAGUUGGGGGCAGCCAGCCAAGCAGCAGUACCCCAUCGUCUUCAUGACCGGCGGUUCUCAAACUGCAACGAAUUGGCUGAACACUCCAGAUGGGCGAGCAGGUUGGGCUUCGUACUUCCUCUCCAAAGGGUACAUAGUCUACCUCGUAGACCAGCCGCAAAGAGGCCGUUCACCUUGGGUUCCUACCGAUGGCACAGUCUCGAUAACAAACGUAACUUUUGUCCAGAACUUCUUCACCUCCGGCCAGAAAGCGAAGCUGUGGCCUCAAGCGCAUCUCCACACCCAGUGGCCUGGGUCUGGUGAGCCUGGUGACUCAAGUUUUGACGCCUUUUACGCUGGCGAAAUUCAGCAACAAACGAAUUCGACCAAGGUCGCUGAGAACAAUAUCAACGCAUUCGUGGCUCUUUUGGACCUAAUCGGGGAUGCCAUACUAAUAUCCCAUUCUCAAGCAGGACCACAUGGAUGGGGCGUCGGUGACAGGCGGCCUGAUAAUGUCAAGGCUAUCAUUGCUCUUGAACCAGAGGGACCACCAUUUGAGAACCAAAUUAUUGGUGGUGGGCCAGCACGCCCAUACGGUCUAACCACACUACCUCUUACAUACUCGCCUGCGGUGAAAAAUCCCGCACUCGAUUUCAAGACGGAGCGUGUGAAGGCCAAGAGUAAAGAUGUUAGUGAUUGUGUUCUGCAAAAAGAGCCCGCCCGGAAACUCGUCAAUCUAUCCAAAUUUCCUGUUCUCUUGUACGUGACGGAGGCUAGCUACCAUGCAUACUAUGACCAUUGUACCUUGGCGUACAUGCAGCAGGCCGGUAUGGAUGUCGAUUAUCUGAAACUACCGGAGGUUGGUAUUAUGGGCAACGCUCAUUUCAGUUUUAUGGAGAAGAACAAUAUGCAAAUUGCCCCUCUAUUGGACGCCUGGAUCAGGAAAGUGGUUAGAGAGUAA